AUUCUUCUGAAUUUUUAAAACAAAGGGACCGUUACAAGUCUGACCCUCAUCAAGCCACCUGGGUUCGGCUCACGCUUUCCCCGGUUUUGAUCUUCUCCCAUUUCCACAAUUUCCCUCCGAGGAAGAGUCAUCACAGGCGACGAUGGCUGCUGAUUAUGCGUUCUCUGAAGACGAACUGGUCGUUGACCAAGGCCUUGGGUACCCUAAAGCCUACGCCAAGCUCUGCCGAGAUCGCCAUUCCAGUCCGUACAUCCAUGGCCCUCCCUUCACCUUCACUCCUUAUCUUCUGCAACCGCAAGAGGCUGUGAGGGCUAGUGAUUUAGAUGAGAUGUUCCCAAUUAUCAACCCCCGAGCAAAACCUACCACGAAGCCAAAGAUUUUUGUCGGUCUCCUGUGGAAGCAACUCAACCACCUUGGGAAUGCCGGAUUUGAUCCUGCUAUAUUUCGAAUAGACCCAUAUGGAAAUGUUCUCUAUUAUCAUGCUGAUCCAGCUUCUCCUCUUGCUUGGGAGAUUGAUCAUUGGUUUCCUCCCUCAAGAGGAGGAUCGACUGUUCCAAGUAAUCUGAGGAUAUUACAAUGGCGUGUCUGCAAGAAGAAGCAUAACAAGCUCGAAUUUCUGGUUCCAUGGUGGGAUCUGCAGUUGGGUAUUUCAAUAAACCAUUUCUUGUCAUUUUUCGCUUCCUCAAACUCAGAUUUCAGGCACAGAGCAUUUUCAUUUUUGUUUCCUGAAGGAGAAAAUGAAGAGCUGAGUGCUGCACAAAUAGUGGACUCGCAUACUUUUCCGCAACAUUUCAUCGAAUCAAAAGAGAAAGUAGGCCUUGCACCUGCUGCCAUUGUUUUAUCUCGAAGGGAAUCUUAUGAUACUUCACCUGCUCUGACGUCACUAGAUGUCAAUAGACGACCAAGGCCAAACUCUCUCAUAGUUGCUUCUAGAAUACUAAAACCAAGCAUCUCUAAAGAAAAUGAAAACCCAGACAUGAUUACAAAUCCUUAUCAAGCCAUUGUGAUGGCCAGAGAUUCCCUAAAACAAAGGGAAGACACUUUAAAGAUGCAGGCAGAAAUACAGAAGUUGGAUGAAGAAGUAAACCAACUGAAACAAAAGAACGAAGAAGAAAGGCUGACGAUUCAAGACCUAGAAUUGGUCUUGAUAAAACGUCGGAGACGAGUUGAAAAGUGCAGACGACUUGCAGAGACACAAUCUUCCUAUAGAACUAUGCUAGAGAAGAUGAUUCGAGAUGCCAUGCACCAGAGUGUCAUUUAUAAGGAACAGGUGAGACUGAAUCAGGCAGCCACAACUGCUCUUACGGCAAGACUUGAAGCACAGAAAGCAAUUUGUGAUGCCUCAGAAAAAGAACUCCACAAAAAAUUCAAACAAAGGGAUGAUAUUGAGAAACAAAUAAGACCUGAAUAUGGGCAAGCAAGGAAGAGAUCAAGAAUGGGUGACACUGAUAUUGAAGAAAACGAAAAUAAAACAGUUCUGCUUUUACCUGGAAUCGAACCAAAUAUGCCUUUGCACAAGGAGCUCAGGGUGUUCCUCGAGGAGGAGCAAAGGGCAUCUGAAUCCGGCUUGUCUUUCAAUGAAGAUUGGAAGCAAAAAGAAAAAGAAGAGAAGAUAAAAGAUCUGGUUGUCCAUACUUCCGGAAAAGAGCAUCAGAAUGACAACUCCAUUGUUGCUGUAAAUGACAAUGUCCCAAUUGAGGAGAAACUUCAGGCAUUGGAGAUAGGGGAAGAGAAGAAGUACUACAUUCAAUUUCCAGACCCCAAAGGAGAAGAAGAUGAAGAGUGCAGGAAGCAGCGUGGAAAAGGGAAUGUUGAGAAGUGGCUCCAAAUGCUAUUAGAGAAUGCACAAGACGGUCUUGAGCCGGAAUCUCAAGAUGCCACUGAACAUGAAACUAGCAAGGCUGAUGAAAUAAUUAAAAAGCUGAAUCAUAAAUAUCCACAUGAUGAGAUCCGGAUCUUAAGAUUUCCUGAAUCAGAAAGUAGGGAGGGUGCAGAGCAGCAGGUUCACAAGGAUAACAUGCGGCAUGCAAUUGAAAAGAACUACAAUAAGAAGGGCAAAGAAGAAAAUGCUGAGUUAGAAAGCCGUGAAACAACUGAGAAACACAAUGCCAUUGAAGUGGGAAGCAGUGGGAAAGGAGUUGACAGCUGCAAUAGCUUUGAAGGGAAUGAGAGAAGAGGGCAGAGUGGAAAGGAAAGGAAACUUGUGAGGUCAGAGAGUGAAAGGGCCUUUAGGCGAAUUCCCUCCUCACCAUCCAUUAUCUUGGGUAUGAGAAAAGGAGUUGAUUGCAUAGGGAAGAAGCCCGUAGUAAGUGGUGAGGAUGAUGAAGGUGUUGAGGAUCGUGUGCCAGGUAACAACUUCAUCAAGUCAUCCAUAAAGACAAUCAAGAAGGCCGUGAGAAUAUGAGAUGGAUCCUACAGCAUUGGUACCAUAUCUUUGGUUUUCUUUUUCAUCAUUUAUAUAUUUAAAUAUUUUGUGUGUAGUUAAAGAGUGGUAGUGAUAGCUUCAUUAGUUGAAUAAUUGUGUGAAAUUCGGGUAUUUGAUUGUGUUUGAUUUGUGUAUAAGAUUGGUUGUGCCAGUUAUGUGAUAAUGGCUUCUUGUUCAGUCAGAAAUUGAUUCUCCCACCUUCAGAAGAAUAAAAUAGAGGCUUUCCCCUUUGAAUCUUCCA
Malania oleifera is the source of this 2666-nucleotide messenger RNA. RefSeq lists its product as uncharacterized. NCBI's taxonomy places the organism in Eukaryota, Viridiplantae, Streptophyta, Magnoliopsida, Santalales, Ximeniaceae. The record is from RefSeq and is a predicted model, not a curated record. Bases 143 to 2404 code for a protein of 753 amino acids. The transcript has 7 exons.